UUCUGUUCACUGUGAUUGAGUCAAAAGGCACAAAAAUGUCAGGAAAGAGUUUUCGAGUCAGCGACGGGGACUGGAUUUGUCCCGAUAAAAAGUGUGGUAAUGUAAACUUCGCAAGAAGAACAAGCUGCAACAGAUGUGGAAGAGAUAAAACCACAGAGGCCAAGAUGAUGAAAGCAGGAGGAACAGAAAUUGGGAAAACUCUUGCUGAGAAGAGCAAAGGCCUCUUCAGUAAAAAUGAUUGGCAGUGCAAAACAUGUGGCAAUGUGAACUGGGCAAGGCGUUCAGAGUGCAACAUGUGCAACACUCCAAAGUAUACCAAGCUUGAAGAAAGAACAGGUUAUGGUGGAGGUUUCAAUGAAAGGGAAAAUGUGGAAUACAUAGAACGGGAGGAAUCUGAUGGGGAAUAUGAUGAGUUUGGUCGAAAAAAGAAAAAAUAUCGUGGAAAGAGCAACAGCUCAAGUUCAGCAAAAGAACCUGAAAAGAAAGAAGUACCAAAAGAUGAUCCGGAGGAGGAGGAAGAAGAGGAGGAAGAUGACGAUGAAGAAGAUGGUGACCUGUCUAAAUACAAGCUUGAUGACGAUGAGGAUGAUGAAGAUGGGGAUCUGUCAAAGUAUGAUCUCAUUGCCAGUGAUGAGGACGAAAAGCCAGCCAAGAAGAGCGGCAGCCAAUCUGGCUCUUCACGCUCUUCCUCGCGCUCUUCUAGCUCCAGCUCUCGGUCGAGGUCCAGGUCCCGUUCUAGAAGUUCUUCCAGAUUUGGAUCUCGUUCGAGAUCUCGCUCCAGAUCGAGCUCCAGGUCUGGGAAGGGCUCCUCUCCCCACAAGAGGUCCCGCACGCCAUCCUCCUCACCCGAGAGGACACGGAAGCGCAGUCGCUCCAGGUCUUCAUCUGGAGGAAGAAAACGAAGACGCUCUAGAUCACAUUCGUCCGAAAGACGCAGUGGCCAUUCGUCUGGAUCGUCCCACUCUGGCUCCAGUUCUAAAAAGAAAUAGCUUUCUUACAGCUUCAUAAACCAGUAAAGUUUAGUGGAAGUGCAUGUCUUGUUGCAAGCACAGAACCAUACACCUUCAGUAUGCUCUUCAUUGUCGUAACCUCUUAAGUCUUACUUCUAAUCAAGAAAAGCAGGCAAGAUGAAAUCAUCCUGUCAUUACCUACAGUGGGGCAAAAAAGUAUUUAGUCAGCCACCAAUAGUGCAAGUUCUCCCACUUAAAAAGAUGAGAGAGGCCGGUAAUUUUCAUCAUAGAUAAACCUCAACUAUGAGAGACAAAAUGAGAAAAAAA
Cyprinodon tularosa is the source of this 1277-nucleotide messenger RNA. Its product is annotated as zinc finger Ran-binding domain-containing protein 2-like. The transcript is spliced from 10 exons. The record is from RefSeq and is a predicted model, not a curated record. Gene Ontology annotation, molecular function: lipopolysaccharide binding; RNA binding. Gene Ontology annotation, biological process: RNA processing. The coding region runs from base 36 to 989 and encodes 317 amino acids. NCBI's taxonomy places the organism in Eukaryota, Metazoa, Chordata, Actinopteri, Cyprinodontiformes, Cyprinodontidae.